Messenger RNA from Lachnellula hyalina, 1044 nucleotides. RefSeq lists its product as uncharacterized. The record is from RefSeq and is a predicted model, not a curated record. The coding region runs from base 1 to 1044 and encodes 347 amino acids. Lineage: Eukaryota; Fungi; Ascomycota; Leotiomycetes; Helotiales; Lachnaceae. The transcript has a single exon.
AUGAAGUACUCGCUCUCAACUCUCGCCGUUGCAGUUGGCGCUUCGCUGGCAGCCUCUCAGUGCACCUUCUCCAUCACGGCUUCAGGAGGUCAAUCAGGAAUCGUUGGCCAGCUCAGUGACGGACAGAACCGCAUUGGUGGCAGCAAUUCACAGGGAACAUACACUAUCAGCAACGGUCAAAUCACAGAUUCUCUAGGACGAGGCUGCAUCCUCACUCCACCAACCACUCAAUUCCAAUGUGACGUUGGAGCGACUCCAACUGGUGGAUUUGCAAUUGGCAGUAAUGGUGAAAUCACCUUCAGCGGCUCAAACGUCUUUUACGCUUGCCCCGCUACAUCCGACAUGUACAACAUCUAUACUACACCAGUGUCAGGCCAGUCUUUGUGCGUCCAAGUUGCCUUGACCGCAAGCAAUUGCUUCGCUGCCAGUGCUAAGCACACUACCAUGGUAACCUCCACCGUCCAGAAGACAGUCACCAGACAAGCAGAAGCUACCACGGUAACCUCUACCAUCCAGAAGACAGUCACCAGCCAAGCAGAAGCUACGACCCCCACUUCCACGACCUGCCCCGCCAACCUUAGCGGCGCUUAUCAAUUCCCCCAUCUGAUCGUUCCCGUCUCCUCCUCCAGCCCUACCACGGCAGCAGGAACCUCUUACAACGGCGUGAUAACCUCCAUCGUCUCAUCAAUCUUCAACUUCGACAUCCCAACCACCUUGACCGGCACCUGUUCCCUUGUCUUCCUCUUUCCAUUGCAGUCUCAGCUUACAACAUCUUCCUUCACCUUCUCCGGAAACGGCGUCCUUGAUUUCAAGCAGUUGACUACCGUCGCUACCACGUCUACCACUUUUGCCAACUUGGGUACCGUCAAGACCGACUUUGGAACGAAGACUAUUACGCCUGGUUCUUCCACCGUUAUCACGACCUUCGCUUGCCCCGCUGGCCAGGCUGUCAGCUACGAGAUCUCGUCUGUGAGCGGAACUUCUUUGACGUACUUCCAGGACUUCAAUCCAAGCCCAAUUGGCCUUUACAUUACCUCUUGCUAA